This is a messenger RNA of Vigna umbellata (rice bean), 900 nucleotides long. The record is from RefSeq and is a predicted model, not a curated record. NCBI's taxonomy places the organism in Eukaryota, Viridiplantae, Streptophyta, Magnoliopsida, Fabales, Fabaceae.
AUGAGUUUGAGGUACCGGGACACAGAGAAGGCGAGUGGUCAAUGUUUCCAUGGAGGGGAUCUCAUGAUAAUUGGGUUUAUUCCUGUUCGGAGAACAACAAAAGAAGAUCUUAUUCGAGAAAAAAAAUUAUUAAACAAGAGUAUUCUUGUUCAAGGCAUUCCUAGUGUUCAUCUUGCAGAAUUAGCUCUUUCAUCGAAAUUUAGUCCAUACUAUGGUGUUGAAGGAAGAAAUAGCGUUUAUAAUCCACAAGUCACUAAAGGUCAAAUGUCUCUUUCUCAUGUGUGGGUUCAAAAUGGACCCAACAAUAAAAUCAGUCUUGGAUGGCAAGUAAGUGAAGAUUUGUACGGUGACAAUAAAACUCAUUUAUACGCAUCAUGGACGAGAGACAAUUUUCACAAGACAGGAUGUUACAAUGUUCGAUGUCCAGGUUUCGUUCACACUAAUUCUGAAAUUUAUCUUGGUCAACAUGUCGGAGCUACAUCUUCUUAUGGUGGACCAAUUUUUGAUUUUGACAAUUAUAUUAGCAUGCACGCAGUAACCAAAGACUGGUGGAUUCAAGCAAGUGGUGAAGAUAUCGGAUAUUAUCCUGCAAAGCUAUUUUCUAACUUGACUUUGGCAGAUAAAGUAGGGUGGGGUGGAAGAACAUUGACUCCUCACGGUUCUCACAGCCCUCCAAUGGGAUCUGGACAUUUUCCAGAUAAUGACCUUUAUCAUUCAAGUUACUUCAGAACUAUUUCCUUUGAAAAUGCAAUUAGAAUAAAGAAUGGACCGGAAAUAUAUCAAACAGAAAAGUACGUCGACAAACCUAAUUGUUUUGGCCUUAAGUACUACGGCAAUCUUCAUGGCAUUGCUGGAUAUAUGGUCCAAUUUGGAGGACCUGGUGGCAUGUGUGAUGAUUGA